This is a messenger RNA of Porites lobata, 3919 nucleotides long. The record is from the annotation of a GenBank genome assembly. NCBI's taxonomy places the organism in Eukaryota, Metazoa, Cnidaria, Anthozoa, Scleractinia, Poritidae.
UGAAAAAAUGCCCAUUGUGCCGACAUUAUGCUCGAUGCUCCGACUAUAGCAUUAUGCCCAGAAUUAUGGCAACAUAAUUAUUUAUCUAACCCUACCUAUGUUACCGCACAAAUCAGGUUCAGAAUAAGGUCCUUGAACAGGUUUGUCUUUCUCUUCUAAGGGCACAUACGGAAAGAAGAUCAAAGGGCCUCUGCUUGAAGGGUAAACGGGGUAAAGGGUACAAAGGAUCAUUUUUUUUAAAAAUCAGAAAUAGCAAAGUUCAAAAAUUUUACAAGAUCGAGAAGUAUGUUGGCCUACCUUUGCACCAAAAACGUAAGGUUCGUAAAUAAUGGGUGACAAAAACGAAAACUCUUCGGAAAAAUUCUAUCAUGUCUCCGAGGCUUUCUGGUCAUUUUUCUAUAUUUGGUUUGGUUUUCUUAGUACCUAAGUCUCUCCUGGGAAUUGCGAGAUAAAUUUGCAAGUUUGAACGGCCCUAAAGCUUCGGAGUCAUGUUAGAAUUGUGGGCUAUGGUGCUUGGGGUACCUGUGAGCUGAAAAAAUUUGAUUGGCUGGAAUUUGUUUGCGUCCGAUGUUCCGCUAGCGUCGCGUGCCAAGCUCGGGGAAUGACGAGCCAACGAGAUCCGUCCCGGGCGAAAUACCUUGUUUAUUUCCGAUAGAUUUUUGGCGAGAGUAUAGUCAAGGCUUUGUUGUCCUACGAUGGCAAAUUCAGGAGAUGAUCAGGAGUUACAGAACGAAACAACGGUAAGAUUGAUGGCUUUAUCUCUCAGUGAAAAAGCUUUUGUUGUCGUUUCCGCGAUUGUACUUGGCACGACCGCGGAGAACACAUAUUCGAUUCGGCCAUGGCCAUUCGGUCAAAGCUAAGACUUUUUCAUGUUAUCCUUUCUUCAGGAGUCACCAGGUAGAAGAAAGGGAAGAGGACUAAAAAGAAAUAUAACGAAAUCGGCCACACAGGUAUUGUAGGUGUUCUCUACUUUUGUGGAAUCGCGAUGUUUUUGCUGCGACCGAGGCGCGGCUCUACUUUCAUGUAGCACGCAAUAAAAUCGCGCCUUCGAAAGUGUCGAAAGUCAGCAAUGCUUUGGACAGUUAAAAGUUAAAAGCAGCCCUUAAAAUUAAUUCUUGUAAUCAAAACACAAUAAAAUAAUUCUGGGAGAUAUUGUAAUACACCUGUGGAAGGCGUAGUGCCGCCAUAUUGUCAAAUAAAAUGUUCCGUUAAAAUUUUUCAUUUCUUCUCGUAUAAGGCAAGCUGGAGCGGGGCCCACUAAUGUUACAACUAAUGAACUUGCAGCCCAAGAGAUGCCCCCACAGACAGUAACAAGGGGGGAAUGACUGUUCCUGCGAUGCAUUAGGGGUCCACACCAUGGCUGCCUUAUAUCAUCAUAAAUCCUAGUUCACACUCUCUUCUGUCCUUUUGGAAAAGCAUGCUUACAAGUCAGCCUUGUGAUUUCCUAUAAAUAAACAAAUAAAUAAAUAAAUUGCUUUUUUACCCACAAAGCACUUAAGAGUUCAUAUGAACUCGUUUAAACGUGUCCGUGUGUUCCAGAUCGAAUUGGAAUUUGGAAGUGUCGGUUUUUGAGGAGAGGGGAAAACCGGAGUACCCGGAGAAAAACCUCUUGGAACAAGGGAGAGAACCAACAACAAACUCAACCCACAUAUGGCGUCGACGCCGGGAUUUGAACCCGGGCCACAUUGGUGGAAGGCAAGUGCUCUCACCACUGCGCCACCCUUGCCCUAUAUAUGCAUAUGAAUGCAUUGCAUUUCUUCUACAACUAACAUAGCUUUUUUCCUUCUUAAUGCACUUGUAGCCUAAGAAUGCAAAGAAGGCAAAACCAUCGGUAAGUUUGAUUUUGUUUUAAUGUUAAGUUGUUAAUCAGUUAUUGGCACUCCCCCAAAAUAUCUCUACUGUCGCAUGCUUAAACCACACUGCUCCUUGGAUCUGUUUCUUGAAAUUCCUGGAAGUUACCCUGCAGGUAAUGCUCUUUUGUUUACUUUCAAGGUUAAGGUUUCAAACAUUUUAUCCAAACAAAAUGAAGUGGUUUCUUAGCUAGGUCUUGCACUUUUAUCCUUAAGAUUUUGAUUUUAAUAUCUGGCUUCAGGCCCAAAAAAAGCUUAUGGUACUUUCCAGAAAUGGGCCCCUGGUCUGGAAUGGGGUGUUUUUACUCAAUACUUUUCUUGUAACAGGGAAAAAUAGUUUGAAUGCCUAUAAAAACUUUCCAAUGUUAAUUUUAUUAGCAACAAAAUAAAUAACUAGUCCCAAGAAUGGGUAUUGAAAACUGGCUAUUUCUGUGGCAAAAUCUUGCUAGAAUGAGGCCAAACUUUACAGGUUAGCCAAUUAAUUUUCACUAUAAUACUUAAAAAAGGUGGAUAAAACAGUAGACCAGCUGGAAUAGGGGCCCAACUUCAGCUGGUGAGUCAGGUUUUUAUUGCAUUUAAUACAGUGGAAGCUCUCGUAAGCGGAGACCAUCAGGACACAAAAAAGGUGUCCCUUCGUAACUGGGGCUGUGCAGAGUUUGUGUGGGAGUUGAGAAAAAUGGCGUUUUGUGAAGGUGGCCGUAAGUAGAGCUUUUCGCUUACGAGUGUCUGUUAGAAGAGCUUCCACUGUAUUUAACAAUAAUUAUUAGAUUACCCAUUUUGUUUGUGUUUUUUGUUUUUUAUUGUACACUUCAAGUUAAAUUUUAAUAUGAUUUCAAUAUGUGCAGAGCACUACGAGUAAUGAACUUUCAGCCCAGCAGAUGCCCCUGCAGACAGCAUCUCAUCAACCAUUGCAAGCAUUAAUACAGCCUACCUUACCAGUUCUGCAGUAUCCGCAUUCAGUGCUGCAACCUCCCCAGACUGGGUUGCAGCCCUCUCAAGCAGUACCCCAGUCUCAGCCUGUUCAAGUUGUUGCCCAUCCUGGUGAUGGCAGCACUCCAAUCCCAACAUUUGUCCAAUAUACCAUGCCUCCAAAUAUCUUUACUUCACCAGUGAUGAACUGUACAAAUCAGCCUCUUGUUCAAUCAGCUGUUCCAACAUCUUUGUCAGUGCUAAAUGCCCUUAAUGACGACAAACUAGGGAUUAUCUUACCUGUAUUGGUCAGGAUGGAACACAAAAUUGAUCAGCUUAUGGCAAUGAUGGGGGCCAACAAUCAGGCAACUGGAAAUAACUUAAGUGCUGCCGUGUCAUCUGGAGUACAGAAUACUGUGAGUGGACAGGUGAAUAAUGCAUCAAGUACAUCUCAGUCUAAUGCUGCUAAAACCCAGACAAGCAGUUCAUCUACAGGAGGUAAUAUCCAAGCAAAUGCAAGGGCAACAGUGGCACGGCUGUUUGAUACCCAAGUAGAAGGUGAGGAAGAAUCCGAACAGAUUGCCACUGAUAAAGGAGUAAAUGAAUCAGUAGCAAUUCGUGGAAUGACUUCGCGACAGCGCAUCCAACUUGAAAUGGCCAAGAUAACAGAAAAGACCUUGCCUGAAGACUUAAACUUUCCUUUAUCACGUGAUGACCUUAUUGCUUUGCAAGCAAAAUCUACUUCGACAAUGAAUUUUGCUGUGCGACUGUUACGUGAAAUGUUCACACGAGAAGAACUUCUGGGUAGAAAUCUUUCAGGUGUGCGUGGGAAAGAGAGAGUUGAUCCUGCCAGAGUUGAAAUCAUCAAGGAAAUUGUGUUUAAAAUUUAUCGGACAUCACCAUCAGAUAGGGAACUAUUGUGGAGAUACUGCCGUAAAGCAAUGGAUUCAUUUUUGAGAAAAAUGCAAAGGCCAGUUGAAGUUGUAAAGGAUCAGUAUGAUUCUCCUUCCUUUUUAGCAACAGAUAAAACCUUGAGUGGGCAAUCUAAUGUAACUCCUGAAUCUGAGGAAAAUGAAGAGACAUCACCCUGAUCAUCUUUUUUCUGGAAUUUUUCUUGAAGGAAAUGUUUAAUGUUUGAAUGGUUUUGUGGAAAAAUUGUC